UUAAGGCACUGCAAUUUGAUGACUUGACGAACAGUGGUUUUAAUUUUCACCACCAAAAAACACUUUACUCAGCACUCUUUUACAUUUUUUUUCGUUAGUAUGCUGAUAAAGCAGGCGGAGUAAAGUUUGCUGUACAUUAGAUAGUAACUGGCAGUGGCAACUGAAAAUCAAAGGUCUGUGCACCUUGGACUUGUAGGAGCAGCAAGGAAGACAAGACGAAGCAGGAACCGGCAGAUACUGUAAGAAACGUCUGUCUUCUGAUCCAUGUCCGCGAAUCUGAGAAACAUUAGAAACACGAUGACUUCCCUUUCGGAACUGAAAGAAAUCUUCCGCACGGCAGAUGCUGUUUGCUUUGAUGUGGACAGCACCGUUAUCAAAGAGGAGGGCAUUGAUGAGUUGGCAAAGUUUUGCGGGGUAGGAGAUGCCGUUGCAGAGAUGACACGAAAAGCAAUGGGAGGAUCUCUGACAUUUAGGGCAGCUCUAACAGAGAGAUUGGCAUUAAUUCGGCCUUCAAGAGAGCAAGUACAGGCAUUGAUAACUGAACAUCCUCCAAGACUUACUGAAGGGAUCAAGGAACUAGUCCGCAGACUACAUCAAAGGAAUGUCCAGGUAUUUCUCAUAUCAGGGGGCUUCCGUAGUAUUGUGGAACAUGUGGCUACAAAACUAGACAUCCCUCCAACAAAUGUGUUUGCAAACAGACUCAAGUUCUACUUUAAUGGGGAGUAUGCUGGAUUUGAUGAGACCCAGCUCACAGCAGAGUCUGGUGGUAAAGGAAAAGUGAUUGGUCUGCUGAAGGAGAAGUAUGGCUUCCGUAAAGUAGUGAUGAUCGGAGAUGGAGCCACUGACAUGGAAGCAUGUCCUCCUGCCGAUGGCUUCAUUGGUUUCGGAGGUAACGUGACAAGACAGCAAGUUAAGGAGAAAGCAAAAUGGUACAUUACAGACUUUGAGGAACUCAUGAAAGAACUUGACAGCGACAGCAUCAAAAUAAAUCAUAAUAAUAUAUUUUAUUAGUGUUUUCUACAUCUUGUGUAUAGGAUAUUCUAUUUUAUAUUGUUUAGGUAAAGACAGAAUGCGGUUUGUUACCUUCUUAGUAAAUACUGUAAUACAUUGUUUUGCACAGCUCUUUCAAUAGUAAAGGGUUACUUUUUGCACUUAACCCAGUGUAAUACUGAAGGCCCUUAGAUGUAAUUGUUUUACUAACAUUUCAUUGUCCCUUUGUUUUUUUGUUUUUAAAUAAACUAAUUAGGUAAAGUA
Molecule: messenger RNA, 1254 nt
Organism: Bombina bombina (fire-bellied toad)
Lineage: Eukaryota; Metazoa; Chordata; Amphibia; Anura; Bombinatoridae
Gene: PSPH
Product: phosphoserine phosphatase
Exons: 7
Coding region: 265-1011 (248 amino acids)
Biological process (GO): L-serine biosynthetic process; dephosphorylation
Cellular component (GO): cytoplasm
Molecular function (GO): magnesium ion binding; L-phosphoserine phosphatase activity
Source: RefSeq, a predicted model, not a curated record